GUGGAUCAGAGGCAGUAACAGAAAAGGGAUCUUCCUAGCCAUAAUGGCGACCAGGUUGUUCACCUCGCCUGGUAGAGUGACGGCCUACCUUCCUAACUUCAGGGCUGCUGUUCAACAUUUCCGAAACUUUUCUUCAUACGACAAACUACCAAACAUCGAAAUUGAAGACAUUGACCCAGAAAAACAUACAAAGAACUUAGGAGUGUUUGGACCUGGGGACAAACGAUUCCCCCUGCCGGGGAAGAUUGGGGUAAAUGUUAGUAAGCCCAAAGUCCGCCCCACCCCCCUCAGUCCCAGCAGCUGCCCACAGGAACUCUUAAAAAAUCACCUCCCCGAAGAGAGGCAUUCAGAAGUGAUGGAACAGAUAAUCAGUCAAAUGGAGGAGUAUGAUGAAGAAUUUUUAAGUGAAGCAGAUAACAGUCCUAUGGAGAUGCUGGAAUGUGUAAGUCAACCAUGUCCACAGAUCCUCAAACAGGAUAUCCAGGAAUUAUUCCCAAGCCGGAACCUCUCCAGAGACACCCUUACCGUGAUAACAAUAAGCCACAGGACGUCACAUGACAUGAGUGGGUGGAGCGAGGGGGUGGAGGAGGAGAGGGAAUUGUUGUUAGCCGCUUUCAUUAAAGGAGCUAGUGACAUUUGUGAGGCAUUAACCAAUUGUGGAUUCUGGGCUGAUUUUAUUGAUCCUUCCUGUGGGAAACCGUAUCUUAGUGAACAUACAAACUCCACAUUCUUUGAAACCGAUGAAAGAUACAGAAAACUAGGCUUUGAGAUAGAAGACCUUGGGUGCUGUAAAGUUAUCUCUCAUCAUCUGUGGGGGACACAUGCUUAUGUGGGAAGUCUGUUUACCACCGCACCCACAGAUCAUCCACUUAUUGCAUGCAUGAUACAGAUUAAAGACCAGUCAGUCAAAUCGAAAAAGGGAGGUAAUUCAGCCUGUAAGGAAGACAACCAAUCACAGCACUGUUAAACAGUGGAGCAGGAGAAAUAGUGACCUUUGAACUUAUUAUUGUUUUGUGUUGAUUACUCCAGGGAAAAGGAAUGUGAAGGCUAAGCCUUAUUAUUGCUUUCUGUUUAAACAAGUGCUUGCUUUUGCAUUUUUCCCUCUAAUAAAAAAAAAUCACUCAGGCCUCUUUUUUUUGUCAGUAUCCAGUACCGGAGUCCUUAUUGAAUAAGCAGAAUAAAUUUACAUGUACUGUAAUAAAUGUUUUAAAUUGU
Molecule: messenger RNA, 1215 nt
Organism: Saccostrea cuccullata (small rock oyster)
Lineage: Eukaryota; Metazoa; Mollusca; Bivalvia; Ostreida; Ostreidae
Product: cobalamin trafficking protein CblD-like
Exons: 8
Coding region: 44-967 (307 amino acids)
Biological process (GO): cobalamin metabolic process
Cellular component (GO): mitochondrion
Source: RefSeq, a predicted model, not a curated record